Molecule: messenger RNA, 1685 nt
Organism: Lampris incognitus (smalleye Pacific opah)
Lineage: Eukaryota; Metazoa; Chordata; Actinopteri; Lampriformes; Lampridae
Gene: gcgra
Product: glucagon receptor a
Exons: 13
Coding region: 84-1685 (533 amino acids)
Biological process (GO): cell surface receptor signaling pathway; adenylate cyclase-activating G protein-coupled receptor signaling pathway
Cellular component (GO): plasma membrane
Molecular function (GO): peptide hormone binding; glucagon receptor activity
Source: RefSeq, a predicted model, not a curated record
GCCCCCCAUAUGAGGUGAACCCCCUCCCCCCUCCAUCCUCGUCCCUCAAUAACCCCUCCCAGCAUCGACAGCAGGACUAAGGGAUGUCACAAGUGUUCCUCGUUUUGGCAAUACUCACCGUCUCCUCCAGUACCCAGGUGUCCCCUGCCGUUAACCUGGAUAAGCUGGCGGAGAAUUGGACGCUGUACAGGGAGGAGUGCACCCGAAACAACAGCCGAGACCCACCGAGCACAGGCCUGGUGUGCAACAGGAGUUUCGAUUAUUAUGCAUGCUGGCCAGAUGGACUGCCCAACACCACCGUCAGCGUGUCGUGUCCAUGGUACCUGCCAUGGCACUACAAAGUCCAGCACGGCAUGGUGCAUAAGGAAUGUGAUGCAAAUGGGCAGUGGGUGACAGUGAAGAACACCAGCGAGUGCGAAUCAAACGAUCCGAGUCUGGUAAGAAAUAACUAUGGGGAGAUACUCAGCAAGUUUCGGAUCAUGUACACCGUGGGCUACUCCUUGUCACUCGUGGCUUUGGUGUUGGCACUUGGCAUCCUCAUAUCCUUCAGGAAGUUGCACUGCAUGAGGAACAACAUCCAUAUGAACCUGUUUGCCUCCUUCAUCCUGCGUGCGCUGUCUAUCCUAAUCAAAGACGCUCUGCUGGAGACCUCGGCCCUCAGCAUCGCAUCGCACGACAUCGGCAGCGACCAGGAGCGGGGUUUCCCCAGGGCGUCCAUACAACCGGUGGAGCUGCUGGUCAACAAUGAGACGACGGUGAGCUGCCGCAUCGCGGUGGUGAUGAUGCAGUACAGCAUCAUGGCCAACAGCUAUUGGCUGCUGGUGGAAGGCAUCUACCUCCAUAACCUCUUGGUCAUCACGGUGUUCACCGAGAGGAACUACUUCAAUAUCUACCUGUGCAUCGGCUGGGGUGCGCCAUUAAUUUUCCUCGUCCCCUGGGUGAUUUUUAAAUACCUGUAUGAAAAUGAAAAGUGCUGGGUGCAAAAUACAAGCAUGCAUUACUGGUGGAUUAUCCGCACCCCCAUACUGCUGGCGGUUGUGAUCAACUUCCUCAUCUUUAUCCACAUCAUAAAGAUUCUUGUGUCAAAAUUGCGAGCGCACCAGAUGAGAUACACAGAUUACAAGUUCAGGUUGGCCAAGUCGACUCUAACCCUGAUCCCUCUGCUGGGCAUCCAUCAGGUAAUGUUCAUUUUUGUGACGGACGAGUCCACCAAAACAACGGUCGCUCUGCGUCUCACCAAGCUCUUCAUCGACCUCCUCUUCUCUUCCUUCCAGGGUCUGCUGGUAGCCAUCCUGUACUGCUUCGUCAACAAAGAGGUGCAGUCAGAGGUGCUGAAGAAAUGGAAGCGCUGGAAGCUGGGGAGGAACAUCAAGGAGGAGUACCGCCACACCUACAGCCACCCCCAUCACAUCAAGGGUGGCAGCCUGCUGAGCCACGGCCCCCGCCUGCCCCGCCUCCCCGACAUCGCCACCGCCACUUCCCCGGUCUGCAGCCCCGAGGAGAAGCACAUGCUCGUGGUCAGCUGCCACAACGGCAUGGGCCACAUGAAGGGGGCGGGCCAGUGCACCCCUUGUACGAGCGACAGCGCGUGCCUCAGCAAUUGCACCCUGGUGGAGGACAUCAGCCAGACAGACAAGACGCAGUGUUACAAGGUUCCCAGAGGCAAUGCAGAGAGCCACCUGUGA